AUGGCAAUCAACCGUAAUUUAAUUAUCUUCGCAGGGUUAUUAGCGUCUUUUACACUCGCCAGUUUCCCGGCAAACGUUGCCGGCGAGCCACCUCUCUUGUUCACCUUCGGCGACUCUUCCUACGAUGUAGGCAACACCAAGUUCUUCUCAUCAGCGUUCGAUCCGGCCACCACCUGGCCAUACGGCGAGUCCAUCGACUUUCCGACCGGUCGUUGGUCGGACGGCAACAUUGUCCCAGAUUUCAUCGGUCGAUUGGUUGGUAAUCAAGAACCUGUACCUCCGGUUCUUGAUCCAAAAGGUGAUCUCUCUCGUGGAGCAAGCUUUGCCAUUUCUGGAGCAACUGUUCUUGGAUCUCCAUCUGACACUAUGAGUUUUGGACAACAGAUAUUGAAGUUUAUUGAGUUACAUAAGAAGUGGAGCGAUAAAGAACGAGCAGAAGCUAUAUACAUGAUCAACAUCGGAGCUGAUGAUUACUUAAAUUUCGCCAAGGCUCAUCCAAAUGCUAAUCCUGUGGAGCAAGUUGCUUUUGUUGCCCGUGUUCUUCAAAAGCUAUCCAGAGAUCUAAUGAGUUUGUACAAGUCAGGUGGGGCGAGAAAGUUUGCGGUACAGAACUUGGGACCGCUUGGUUGUUUACCAAUAGUGAGACAAGAGUUUAAGACAGGUGAAAGUUGUAUGGAGAUGGUUAACUUUAUGGUGAAAACACACAAUGAACGGCUUGGUCAUGUGCUCUUUGCUAUCACCGUAAGAUUCCGUAGCUUACGGUACAGCGUCUUUGAUUUCAACGGUGAAAUUCUCCGCAGGAUCAAUGAACCAUCAUGCCACGGGUAUACUGAUACGACGACCUCUUGCUGCGGUACUGGAUCGAGAAAUGCGUUCGGGUGUGGCUAUAGCAACGUGCAUUCGAAACUCUGCAGUUACCAGAAAGGAUUUUUGUUCUUUGACGGGCGUCACAACACUGAGAAAACUGAUGAAGAGAUUGCCAAUCUGUUCUAUGCUGGAGACAGACAUGUUGUCUAUCCGGUGAACAUAAGGGAUCUUGUAGGUAAAUCGGUGACUUUUCUUCCAGCGCAAGAAAUCUAGAAAAGCCCUAGUUUCGUUCUGUUUGACUGUUUCUUUGUGAAAUAAGUAAACGGCCGUUUGUUUGUAAGCUAUAAAACUCAUUUUCCAUUGAGAAUAAACAAAAAGUACCGUUUCUUGAU
This is a messenger RNA of Brassica oleracea var. oleracea, 1199 nucleotides long. RefSeq names its product GDSL esterase/lipase At3g14220. The transcript has 5 exons. The coding region runs from base 1 to 1080 and encodes 359 amino acids. NCBI's taxonomy places the organism in Eukaryota, Viridiplantae, Streptophyta, Magnoliopsida, Brassicales, Brassicaceae. The record is from RefSeq and is a predicted model, not a curated record. Gene Ontology annotation, molecular function: hydrolase activity, acting on ester bonds. Gene Ontology annotation, biological process: endoplasmic reticulum organization.